Messenger RNA from Triticum dicoccoides, 1185 nucleotides. RefSeq lists its product as uncharacterized. The transcript has 3 exons. Lineage: Eukaryota; Viridiplantae; Streptophyta; Magnoliopsida; Poales; Poaceae. Bases 88 to 1185 code for a protein of 365 amino acids. The record is from RefSeq and is a predicted model, not a curated record.
UUGUGAAGAUAGAUAGAUAGCUAGCCAGGCUGCAAGAUCUACCUACCAUUCGCUUCGCCGCCGAUUAGAGCAACAUUCCGGCCAAGCAUGGCCUUUCGGGAGCAAGAGUCUUCCGGGACAACAUCUGGUCGGAGAACUGCCUCUGCUCGGAAGAAGCGCAGAUCCAGCCAACUGAAGCGGUUGCGGCCAGAAGAGAGGUCGCUGAACAAUUAUGUGCUCUGGCAUACAUACGUUUUGAUGGCCGUAACAGGCUUGGGCUACCUGGCGCUCCUAUGGUCGACUGUAGUCCUCCUGGGGGGCUUCGUCACCGUGCUGCGGAGCAAGGAUUUCUGGUGCCUCACAGCCAUUAGCAUGUUACAGGCAUCCAGGAUAUUCAACGACUUUGAGGACACCCUGUCCUCUCAUUUUCUUGAACUGUGGCUCAACGCUUGUGGGUGGUGGGCGAGAAUCAAUCAGGAUCUUAGGAAGAAAGUUGAUGCUAAAGAGCUGCCUCGGUGUUGCUACACUGCAUUUUCAUGGAGUUUUAUCCUAUGCCUUCCUGUUAUCUUUGUGAUCCUGGGCUUAGUGUACCUUAUACAGCUCGUCUACUUUUUUGGGCAUUUUGUCUGCGUCGUCCUCUCAUGGUGGCGCAUAAUACAGCGUGAUUAUGGAAGCAACGAUGGAGAUGGCAGCAAAGCAAACCUGAUGCCAGCUCUAGACAUAUUCUAUUCUUUGGUUCUCUGCCAAGGUGCAUUCUUGUUUAUAUGGCUGUGGCUCCAUCAUGGGGAGAUGUGGCCUGUCGUUUUUCUGCGACGAGCAUGCAAGUUCCCAGAGAAGUGGGGCAGCAGAUCGGUCUCAGAGUACCUCUUGGACACACAGGCGAAAUGCUGGCGGGACCCUGCGUCCAUCCAUGGCAGGAAAUUGAUCCACUACGCCGUCGACUUGCUGGGCUCUGAAUCACAGCAAGACUAUCUCUCGGGGGCAAGGAUGCUCGACACCUUCAUUAAGCUGGAUGCAGAUGUAAGAUCACUUCUUCUUCCCUCGAGGCCAAAGAUUCUGAAGCUGAUCGAUACACUGGGGUGGAGAAGCAGCGAUAGAGAGAUCAGGGAGCUCGCCGCCAGGAUUGUCGCCUAUCUUGCAGGUGACAUCCAUCUAGCCCAGUACCCUGGGGCAAUACGGACACAAUCAUUGCUCAACUCAAAAUAA